GAACACAAUUUUGUUGAAACUGCGAAUUAAAAUCGCAAGAUGGUCCUUGUGGUUUGUUUUUGUUGACAACAUCAUGGUGGAUUUUGCAUUUUUUCUUUAAAGGACAGCAAGCAUGGCCAUCCCUAUCGCAAUCCUGGACUGUGAUCUGCUCCUACAUGGACGAGGACAUAAGACACUGGACCGCUUUGACCUGUACUCAGUGUCAGAUAACUUCCUCCUUACACAGUUUGGCUUCCCCAGAGAGUUUAUUUUGUAUCUGGUGGAGUUACUAAGAGAGAGUCUGUGCAGACCUACCCAGAGAUCCAGAGCCAUCAGCCCUGAUGUCCAGGUUUUAGCUGCUUUGGGGUUUUACACAUCAGGAUCCUUCCAGACAUCCAUGGGAGACACUAUAGGGAUCAGCCAGGCGUCGAUGUCCAGAUGUGUUUCUAAUGUGACCAGAGCCCUGGUGGAGAAAGCUCCACAGUUUAUCACAUUCAUCAGAGAUACAUCCAGCACUGAUCUGUCCUUUCAGGAGUUUCAGAGGGUGGCAGGAUUCCCCGGAGUUCUGGGGGUUCUGGAUUGUGUUCAGGUGGCCAUCAAAGCUCCCAAUAGUGAAGACUCGUCGUAUGUGAACAGGAAGGGCUUCCACUCUGUCGGUUGUCAGCUGGUCUGCAACGCCAGAGGUUUAUUACUCAGCGCCGAAACCUACUGGCCUGGUGGGCUUAAAGAUACAGAAGUUCUCCAACAAUCUGCUCUGUACAAACUGCUGCAGGACACGGAGGAGGGCUGGCUGCUUGGUGACCGCCGUUACCCUCUCAAGAAGUGGUUGAUGACGCCGGUGGACUUCCCGGAAUCCCCCGCAGAGUUUCGAUAUAAUAUGGCCCACGCAGCAACUCAUGAAAUUGUAGACAGAACCUUCAGAGCCAUCCAGACAAGAUUUAGAUGUUUAGACGGCACCAAAGGAUACCUACAGUAUUCUCCAGAGAGGAGCUCGUCCAUCCUCCUGGCCUGCUGCGUUCUCCACAAUGCCUCCCUGCAGUCCGGAUUAGACGCCUGGACCCUGGAGAGGACAGACCCUCUGGAGCAGCCCGAGAGUCUGGACCAGAGACCCGAGGACCGUGACAGCCGGGCCGAAGAGCUCCGUAAAGAGCUCAUAUUCAAACACUUCAGCUGAAACACCGUCAAGGAUUGAAUCCAGUAUUCCAAAGGGGAUCAAGAACAAGUCGGAGACAGUGUUGCUGAUGCAGUUUUUUAAUAUUUUGCUGGUUUCUACUCUACUGACUACACUAAGAUACAUAGUUAUAUAUGGAGGAACAUGCAAGACGCUAUACAACAAACCAAGACGACGCUUUACCUGAACACAUUUCAAACAACUGACCCCAGGAGCGCAUGAUUAUUCUCCGGGACAUUCAAACAUUUUCCACAUACGACUGGAAAGGUCAGAAUAAUCAAGCCCCUCCUGGUCUUUCACAGCUCUUUAAACUGUAUUCAGCUGCUGUGUUGUCCAGGUUUCUUUACAAGUGGAAAAAACCCCUUUGAAUCCUCCCCUUCUCUUUUAAUUUUUUUUCUUUUUUUUUCUAAUCUUUCUCCCCUCCCGUUUCCAGUUCCCACAUGAUUCCACAGGAUAAAAUCUUGGAAUAUGUCACAAUACAAAAACAAGGCCCUUAUUUACAACAACUACACAUUAAGUUGUCAUUAUUUAUGUACAUUGGUCCUUUGGGGUGAAAAUGACAGGAUGUUUGUGAAAUGGGCUGCAGUCACAUGAUGAAGAAAAGAAGAAGUACUAACAUUUAGAACAGUUUUGGGGAGCAGUGAUCUUUUCUCAUGUGAUCAGAAUAGUGGUAAAGAAAUAAAGACUUUUUUUUAUGUAAAUGAGUUCCUGCAAAUUUGAAGAUCA
Messenger RNA from Sphaeramia orbicularis (orbiculate cardinalfish), 1876 nucleotides. RefSeq names its product harbinger transposase derived 1 (gene harbi1). The coding region runs from base 113 to 1153 and encodes 346 amino acids. The transcript has 7 exons. The record is from RefSeq and is a predicted model, not a curated record. Lineage: Eukaryota; Metazoa; Chordata; Actinopteri; Kurtiformes; Apogonidae.